AUGGCUCCCGCCAGCCGUCGCGUGUUGGGCGUGAGCGGCUGCGGACGGGCACCGGCGGUGGCAUCGAUGGCGGGUUGCCUGGCUUCCCGCAGGCGGGCGCCGCGGCCCUUCCUGUGGCCGGGGAAGGAUCCAGCUUCCGUCGGCGGGAGCUGGCGGCGCCCGUCGCGGCCUGCGCUGUGCGCCUCGCCCGGAAACGGCGCCGGGUUGCAGCCGGGUGAGCGGGAGGGGCCCAGCACGGAUCCUGCCGUCAUCUACAGCAGGCUCCAGAGGUUGGCACUGCCAUAUUGGACGAAUUCGGCAGAGGCUCGUUGGAAAUUGGCGGGUGUCGUUGUUCUGACACUGGCAACAACAGGUGUCAGCGUGGUGUUCAAUUUCAUAGGGCGAGACUUUUUCAAUGCCUUGGAAGAAAAGGACACAGUGGCCUUCACAGAACAGCUGAUUAAGUACCUAGGAGCUUUUGUCGUCGGAAUUCCAGUUUUUGUCUUUCGAGGCUACUACAGGAGCAAAUUGAGCCUGGAGUGGCGAGAGUGGAUGACGGAACAAUUUCUGUAUGACUACAUGGCCAAACGCACAUUCUACAAGGUGCAGGCCGCUUCGAUGAUGGAUAAUCCUGACCAGCGGAUCUCCAUUGACAUCAAGGUGUUCACAGAGAGCACAUUGGUUUUUGCGUUGACUCUACUGAACGCCCUUGUUGAUCUAGUCUCCUUCUCUGGGAUACUAUUCUCCAUUUAUCCACCUCUCUUCAUUGCGCUCCUUGUCUACUCAGUUGGGGGCACUGCAGUGUCCAUAGGUCUUGGACAGAGCCUCAUUGGGCUAAAUUUCCGACAAGAAGCCAGAGAGGCAGACUUGCGAUUUGGGCUGGUGAGGAUCCGCGAAAAUGCAGAGAGCAUCGCAUUUUACAGUGGCGAGAAGAAUGAGGUUGAGCUCGUUCUACAACGCCUGUUCAAUGCUGUGAACAACUUCCAGGAUCUCUUGGUGUCAAGUCGAAAUUUGGACUUCUUUACCUCUUUCUAUCGAUUCGUUAUUCAGUUGCUGCCUGCCGCAGUGGUGGCUCCACUCUUCUUUCAGGGCAAGAUUGAGUUCGGUGUGAUCAACCAAAGCCAGUCUGCAUUCAACCACAUUCUGGGCGAUGUGUCCUUGGUGGUUUACCAGGUAUAUGGCAUAGCACGGUGGCCCCAAAAGCGGGCUGUGGAUGCACAGGGAAAACGGGUGACAAUGCGCCAACAAGGAGCUGCCAAGACCCUUGUAUUCCAAACAUGA
Molecule: messenger RNA, 1260 nt
Organism: Ostreobium quekettii
Lineage: Eukaryota; Viridiplantae; Chlorophyta; Ulvophyceae; Bryopsidales; Ostreobiaceae
Source: the annotation of a GenBank genome assembly